GUACGGCGGGAAACAGCGACGCAAAUAGUCGCGCGCUUAUUGCAAAAUUAGGCGCGAAAUACGUAAUACGUCGUGUGAAAGUGUCGCCGCGCCUUUAAUUAAUUAAAUAAAGUUACAUUUAAAAGUUCAGUCUAACUUUUUUGCCUAACCAAUAUAUUGCAUUUUACUUUGUUUUUUUUUCUCAUUUGAAAGAUUCCUCGAUUUUCGCUGGCUAGUAUAUUUAUAUAAUGGUGUCUAUUUUACGUUUAUCUAUUAAUAAUGUGUUGGAGGUUCAGUGAAUUAUGUGCCUUUGCCUCGAAAACGUGAUGACGGCCGGAUCUUGCAAUUGACGCCCGAUAAUGGUGACCGGAAGUGACGUCAGCGUCGCACAAGAUGGUGGACAGGGCCACGUCAAAUUGCAUCCUUAUCUUGUAGCAUUAGUACGCUGGUGCGUGUCGUGCGUAUGGAGCACUGCCACGGUUCUGCUGCACCGGCUCCUCGCCGGGUCGGUGCCAGUUCUUACUAUACGCGCUGCCGGAUCCACAGGUUCCUCCCCCCCUAGAGGCGCCAGGCGGGGCUCCCCCGGCACGGAGCACCUGCACCCGGAGCCGCGCGUGCACUGCGAGGUGCUGCAUGUGCCGCCCCCCCAACAACACGGCUGUGACGUCAUAUUCGUGCAUGGACUUUAUGGUUCUUUGUCGAAUACAUGGCGACAAGGCGACUGGCGUUCAAAAUACAAAUUGGAGCCGAACAAAGUACCUCUACUCAGGCCUACAGACUGCAAAUGUGACAACGAAGCAAACGCCAAGAAACUCAAGGAAUAUGAAAUAGAUAUGAAUGAUGCAGCGUACAAGGACAUGGAGGAAAAACUGUACAGAGGCAUCAAGAAGAUCCUUCCCAACGAAGAGGCAUUCCUAGCGGAGAAAUUCUACAACAACACACUUUUAGACCAAAUUGAAGUUGUCGACAAUUACGACACUCAAGCGAAGUUCGUUCGAGACCUAUUCGAGAAGGAGAACGGGGUGAAUUGCGAUGAUAACCGCCCAAACGAAUUCGAAAACCUUUCGGAAUUAAAUUUCGAAUGCGUGUCGAACGAAGGCGGUUGCGAAACAAAUGAAGUCACAUGCAAAUGUAAGAAUGGGAAUCGGUGUGAAGUUGGCGAAGGUUUCUCUGGUGUGAACGUUGUUGCGGAUUGCGAGUGUGGAGUGAGUGAGGGUAAAGAGUGCGAAGUUGGCUGCGGGUGCGUUUGCGACAUGUGCUACUCUUCCUGUUGGCCCCGGGAUUGGAUCAAAGAGGACUAUCCGAACGCUAGAGUUAUUUCUAUAAAUUAUACGAGCGACCCGUAUCUGUGGAGGCCGCUGUGGAUAAAAGAAUGCAAAAGGUUGCGGCUCCACGAGCGAGCGGAGCAGAUGACACAGCAGCUACUGGAGUUGAAUGUGGGCGAGAAGCCUAUCAUAUGGGUCGGGCACUCGAAAGGAGGGCUGUUCAUUAAGCAGAUAUAUUGUGAAGCAUACGAAGCAUACAAUAAAACACGUAACACACACAGAACAAAUGACGGAAUUGAAAAUAGUACACACAAAAGACACGAGCCAAAUGACGUAGAGAAUAAUAAUGAAUGUGCGAAUGAAAUAGAUGUACAAAGAGGGAGAGACACAGUAGAACGAGACAGAUUGAUUUUUAAUGAUGACAAAGGUUUUGGUAACGAAGUAUGCUCAAAUAAAAAUAAUGAAGAAAAUGGAAAUACUAUGGAAUUUGAUGGUGCUAUGAGAAAUUGUGAAGCGACAAGGGAUUCGAAUGAGAAAUUGGAUAAUCCAAAUGCUUUGUCUUCAGAUGGAAAAGAAGACUACACAUCACGUCAGGGCCAGUUAUGGAGCAACAGUGCAGGGUUUAUGUUCUACUCGGUGCCCCACCGUGGGUCACCGCUCGCAGACAUCAAGACCCCCAUCACUGCCAGGAGUAUAGAACUACUGGAGAUCAGUAAAGACUGCGGGCUGGUGGUGUCGCUGCAGGAUCGUUGGCUGGCGGCCACAUCCCCCUCGAGGCCGCAGGUCCGCAGCCUGGUGGAGACGCGCCGAACUCUCAUGUCUGUUUUAUGGCUCAGGAUCGUCAGCGUGCCAUCCGCAGACGCUGGUAUAGGCGCGUUGUACGGCGUUUCUGUAGACCACAGAGAGAUAUGCAAGCCAUCCAGUCGCCGCUGCCUUCUAUACAAGGAGCUGAUUGGGUUAAUUAACGCUGCAUUGAGGCAAUGCCAAUGCUACACAUAAUAGAAGAAUAAUUAUAGGACAAAAUGGCAGGAAGAGAAAAAUAUGGUAAAAGAUAGGAAGAAUUACAAGACAAUGGU
Molecule: messenger RNA, 2320 nt
Organism: Chilo suppressalis (striped riceborer)
Lineage: Eukaryota; Metazoa; Arthropoda; Insecta; Lepidoptera; Crambidae
Source: the annotation of a GenBank genome assembly